Molecule: messenger RNA, 1160 nt
Organism: Phyllostomus hastatus (greater spear-nosed bat)
Lineage: Eukaryota; Metazoa; Chordata; Mammalia; Chiroptera; Phyllostomidae
Product: keratin, type I cytoskeletal 42
Exons: 6
Coding region: 12-1160 (382 amino acids)
Cellular component (GO): keratin filament
Molecular function (GO): structural molecule activity
Source: RefSeq, a predicted model, not a curated record
GCUCCGUGCCCAUGGGGGGCUUCUCUCGGGUGUCCACGGUCCGUGUUGGGGGCGCCUGCCGAGCCCCUAGCCUCCUGGGCGCCGGAAGCUGUGGCAACAUGUCGGUGACCUCGUCCCGCUUCUCUUCGGGCUUGGGGGGCGGCUACAGCGGGGGCUACACCUGCAACCUGGGUGGGGGCUACAGCCCCAGCGUCAGCGUGUCGGAUGCCCUGCUGGGGGGCGGUGAGAAGGAGACCAUGCAGAACCUCAACGACCGCCUGGCCUCCUACCUGGAGAAGGUGCGCGCCCUGGAGGAGGCCAACGCCGACCUGGAGCUGAAGAUCCGGGACUGGUACAAGAAGCAGGGCCCCGAGCCCACCCGCGACUACAGCCAGUACUUCAAGACCAUCGAGGAGCUGAAGAGCAAGAUCCUGGCGGCCACCAUCGACAACGCCGGCCUGGUGCUGCAGAUCGACAAUGCCCGCCUGGCCGCCGAUGACUUCCGCACCAAGUACGAGACGGAGCUGAACCUGCGCAUGAGCGUGGAGGCCGACAUCAACGGCCUGCGCAGGGUGCUGGACGAGCUGACCCUGGCCAGAGCCGACCUGGAGAUGCAGAUCGAGAACCUGAAGGAGGAGCUGGCCUACCUGAGGAAGAACCACGAGGAGGAAAUGAACGCCCUGCGGGGCCAGGUGGGCGGGGACGUCAACGUGGAGAUGGACGCCGCCCCCGGCGUGGACCUGAGCCGCAUCCUCAACGAGAUGCGCGACCAGUACGAGAAGAUCGCGGAGAAGAACCGCAAGGACGCCGAGGACUGGUUCUUCAGCAAGACGGAGGAGCUGAACCGCGAGGUGGCCACCAACACCGAGGCCCUGCAGAGCGGCAGGACGGAGAUCACCGAGCUCCGCCGUUCCGUGCAGAACCUGGAGAUCGAGCUGCAGUCCCAGCUCAGCAUGAAAGCAUCGCUGGAGGGCAGCCUGGCGGAGACCGAGGCGCGCUACGGGGCCCAGCUGGCCCAGCUGCAGGGGCUCAUCGGCAGCAUCGAGCAGCAGCUGGCCGAGCUGCGCUGUGACAUGGAGCGUCAGAACCACGAGUACCAGAUCCUGCUGGACGUGAAGACGCGGCUGGAGCAGGAGAUCGCCACCUACCGCCGCCUGCUGGAGGGCGAGGACGCCCAGUGA